CUCGAGUCAACAUAGGUUCCUCCGCAGAAGAAGAUCGCCUCCAGUGAUUUGCCAAGCCGUGAACUGGCUGUUGAGGUGCUUUUACGGCUAUAAUGGAACUAGUUUGGGAGGACCCUCCUGUCACUGACGCUCCAUUCUUUACCAAAGACCUCUAUGAUCGCUAUUCCCUUGCGCCUAGUAUUGGGGAUCUGUGGGCCUCUCUCCAAAGUCCUGCAGAAAAUGCCAACUUAAAACGAAAGUGUGAUGCUGAGACUGGACAAAACUCCACAACCACAGAAGUUGCAGAGUUCAAAGAUAACACCAGCAUUAAUAAAGAUGACUCGUGUUGCGAUUCCAUGGAUAUUGACAGUUCCUUUGCAGACUGUGCAGUGGAUGCUGCAAAGGGACGUAAGGAAACCAUGAAAGCAAAUGUUUCGCCCAAGAAACAAAAAACAGAGGGAGAUGAUGCUUAUCCUCAACCCAGACUGCCGUUCCCGUGCAUGUCCAGUUUCUCCAGCAAAGAGCAGAGGAUCUAUCUCAGCUUUUUGACGAAUAAAAAAUGCAAGGAUCCCCCCAUGCACCUCAAGGCCCGAAUGGACCACGAAAUUAUGCAAUUCCAGAGGUAUUUGCAAGAUGUGUCCAAAAUAUGUGCUGAUGACUACAGCUUCAUCUCACAAGGAGCAUUGCAGUAUGCAGAGGAUUUUUUGAGGGCCAGUUUGGAGUGUGUCAAGGUGUUUCCUCAGAUUUAUCAGAUCUCUGAGAUGACCAGUUUGACCGGCGGAAGAUUCAACCCAGGACUGUCUCUCACUUUUGAAAAACAGCUUGUUGUCAUGGGCAGUGUGGAUAUCAUAGGCCCCAUGAUAGUGCCUGCUGAUGCACAGCUUGCAACGGAUUAUCAGAGUGUUUCAUCAGAAAAUCCUCCAGCCAAAAAAGCUAAGGACAUGCACGCUGCAAUUAGCAGUGAUGAAAAUGCUGAGAAGCUGUGUGCACGUUACGAGCCACAUGUGUGUCUCACCCGAGAUGCCCUUGUCACGCUGUUGGACAACCACGGCCCUGACUUUGCACAGGGAUGGGAACUUCCUGUUUGCAUCAAAGUGAACCAUGGGAAAGGUGUUAGUCCAAAGACUGUUUAUGUAGAAUCGCCCUUAAUUAAAAAUGAAAUAACAGUGAGGGAGAAGAGCCACAUUUUCCAUGAGGAGAGUUUGAAGCUCUCCAUCCUAAAGAAUGGUAACAGAAAUGUGUUCCAUUUAAUGAUGGAACUUCCUGUGGAUGAUCACAACCCCUCACAGGAGAGCUCUCAAAGAAAUGUGGUCUGCCACAACAGCAACGAGCUAAACUUUGAUGUGGACAUGACCGACCUUGAGACUUUCGGAUGUGAGCCACUCACGAAAAUCCCCAAAGAGCAGAAAGCUCACAAAAAGCAAAUUGCAUCUCCUAAGAGUGCAAGUUCACCGCUUUCAAGUAAACUCAGUGAGCCACUCAGCCAUAGUUCACAGGAGGAGAUGCACCACCCAUUGACAGUUCCCAAUCGUUUCCCAGCAACAGAAGAGACACCUCUGCUGGUUGCUACGCAGGCUAAUGAGGUAAACACUGCUAAACUGGAGGGUGAGUCUGGUGAUGACAGCGCUGAAAACCCAGCAGUCACUGGAGACUCUGAUGAUGAGAAACUGGUCAUUGACGAUUCUUCAUCACCAUCCCAAGUCCAACGUACACCUGUGUGCACAUCAGAUCCUGUGGUUACCCCCACUGCUGAGUCUGCCACCUUAUUAGCUUCACCCUCUCCUGAAAAAAAUGCAGGGCACAGGCAACAUUCCAAAAGCUCAAAGCUGCCCGCAGACCAACUUGGGGAGAUCUUACGCAUGCAGACAGCCAUGUUCAGCUCGGCGAAUAAUGCCCUCAAAAGUCCCAGCAAAUCCCAGGAGACCGAGUUGUCCACCCGUUGUGCCGGAUCUUCACGACACACUCUCCAGCUGUCGCUGGUGAAGCCAUGCGUGACCUCCUACUUGGAGCGAAACCAGCAACACAGUGAAGAGACCCCUGUGACCACAGCAGCGUUCCACACCAGCACCACGCAGCAGAAAAAAACAUUGUCAUGGGAUCUGCAGGCUAGCGCUGAGGACGAACAAGACUACACAGCCCCAGAGAAAGGCAAUCUGCUGUACAAGCUCUACACCCUGGAAGAUUUACUCCUCAUGGUGCGCACCUCCGUCGCGUUGGCUCGCCCCAGGAAAGUCGUUGUCAAUGCAAGCCAGUUUGUUCCAGUCCAUGUGUUACCCAAACUGGACUACCAGCUGUGUCACGGGGUUGAGUGUCUGAGCAGCAGCGAGGCUUGCCAGCUGUGGACAGAGACAGCGCUCCACUCCAGUACUACUUCAUACAUUGCUCAUAUCAAUCCACACACUUCUAAAGUAGCGCUGCUCAGAAGGCUGCCUGACACGUGGAUACACAGCAUCUCCUGUGGGUUCAACCCAGUAAAGUCACUGAACAUUGCGCACCACAUCCUGAAAAAGCUGACAAAGAUGGAAGAAGGGCAGUACCUGAUCACACACAAACCAGGGGAGUCAUUUGUGACGUUGUUAAAAGCAGCUGAUGGGAAAUCGUGUCGGACAGCCUACAACCUGCAGCAAGUCCACAGCAAUCUCCCACAGGCACCGGCCUCUGGGCUGGUACCCUGGAUACCUCUGGAUCCCACUGUGUGGAGGUCGUUCCACAAGAAGCAUGGACGUGUCCCCUGCACCUUCCCACCGGCACUCAUGCCACAGCAUGCUGCAGUACACAGGGCAUCGCAGCCUAACAACAAUGCAAGUGGACCGUCCCAAUUCGGAAGGAAUAAGAAGAAGAAGAGGAAAAACAAGAAAAAAAAUAACAACUGCGCAGCAAAAUGAGGAAAAAUAUAUGAAAAAUUUUUCGAUUUUCGAUUUUUCGAUUUCUUCCACACCAAACCCAUCCAAGAAGGGCCUUACCAAACCACAAUUCAAUUUAAGGUACCACCGCAUGGUUGGGAAAACACACACAUGCAAAAGAUACUGCACAGUUGUUGAAAUACUUACAUAGAACAUUGCACUUUGUAUACUUUUUUUUGCACUUUAAAUGUUUUGUCAAUUGUAAUUUAUCAGAAAAUGGAACAAUAAUAAAGUGUUGAUGGUGA
This is a messenger RNA of Doryrhamphus excisus (bluestripe pipefish), 3127 nucleotides long. RefSeq names its product interactor of little elongator complex ELL subunit 2 (gene ice2). The record is from RefSeq and is a predicted model, not a curated record. Gene Ontology annotation, biological process: snRNA transcription by RNA polymerase III; snRNA transcription by RNA polymerase II; positive regulation of transcription by RNA polymerase III. Lineage: Eukaryota; Metazoa; Chordata; Actinopteri; Syngnathiformes; Syngnathidae. Gene Ontology annotation, cellular component: transcription elongation factor complex.